This is a messenger RNA of Colletotrichum phormii, 1514 nucleotides long. Its product is annotated as eukaryotic aspartyl protease. Bases 195 to 1514 code for a protein of 439 amino acids. Gene Ontology annotation, biological process: proteolysis. Gene Ontology annotation, molecular function: aspartic-type endopeptidase activity. The transcript has 4 exons. The record is from RefSeq and is a predicted model, not a curated record. Lineage: Eukaryota; Fungi; Ascomycota; Sordariomycetes; Glomerellales; Glomerellaceae.
AUCCGUGAAAAGCAAAGGCUGGAUGCAUUCAAAGUGAGAAAUAUAUAUAUAUAUGCAAGGAGAAUCCCCUUUCCCCUUUCCCAGGAGAACAUCUUCGGCAUCCUCAUCCAGAUCAAAGCCUCCAAACCAACCUUCGCAAAGGAAAAAAAAAAAAACUCCAAUUCGACGCCGCCAAACAUCUGAACACCGCAACGAUGAUCCCCUCCCUCGCCUUCCCACUGCUAUGGUCGGCCUUGGCACACGCCACCCCGACCGGUAUCCAACAGCAACCCGAGCUACCGGAGCUCCAGCGCCGCAGUGCCCUCAUAGUCCCCGUCCGAUCGAACCCAGACUUCAUCCUGGACGGCCCGGCCGCCCUCGCAGCCGCCUACGAACGAUGGAACAUGCCCGUCCCGGCGUCACUCGCCAACCACAAUAGUACACCCAAAGCUGACCGUCCAUAUCUAGCUGCCGUCGUGGCUGCAAAGAGUAGCAAUGACUUUUACUGGCUGACAGACAUCUUCGUCGGAUCAGCGACGCAAAAGAUGCCCGUCAUCAUCGACACAGCAUCAUCCGACUUCUGGUUGAUGUCCACCGACACCGAAUUGGGCGAGAUAGCCGUGAACGGCUUGCCCGCGCUCUACGACCCAGCAAAGUCGGCAUCGAGUCAGGAAGUCCCUGGCGCAAGAUGGGAAUCAUCGUACGCCGAUAGUUCCACGAGCUCCGGCAAGGUGUACUUCGACACCGUUGGUUUCGGCCUGGUAACGGACAAUAACCACUUCACCAUUGCCAACGCAACAAUUCAAUCCGCCGUCAACGUUGCUCCGCGGUGGGCCAUCGAGCCCAAGAUUAGCGGUGUCAUGGGUCUCGCCAAGAGUAAGCCCUCGUCCGUCAAACCCGGUAUGCCGUCCAUGCUUGAUCGCCUCAAGCCAUCGCUGCAUUAUGAAUGGAUCGGCAUCGACCUUCGACCUAAUUCGGAUAAGGGGUUCUUCUCCUUCGGGUACGCCAUGGGCACAGCGAACAACAAGGAGCCGCCCGUGGACGACGAUGAGCACUGGAGUUUCGAACUCAAAGGAACGCGCACGAGCUCCAUGAACGGCAGGCUGUGGAACAUGUUCAAGAAGCGUACCAUUGCCACCAUCGAUACUGGAAGCAGUUUUGUGCUUCUUCCUGGCGAUAUGGUUGCCAACUACUAUGCUGGCAUUCCCGAUUCGGCUCACGACCCAAAGCUGAAAGCCUGGGUGUUCCCGUGCGCUUCGGCUCCAAGCAUUCCUGACCUGCAGUUCCUUACAGCAGGCGGCUACGUGGGAACGAUUCUGAAGGAGUCUAUCAAUCUUGGCCCUGCGCCUGGGAGCUCCGAAAUGUGCUUUGGUGGGAUUCAAGGAAGUGAGAGUGGCGGUCGUUCCAUUUUUGGAGGUGUGGCCCUCAAGAGCAUGUACGUUCAACUGAAUUAUGGAGCUUCUGGAACCUUCGUCAGCUUUGGGGAAAAGAGCUCGCUCGAUGUUUGUUCGACGACGACAGCUUGUCAAUCAUAG